This is a messenger RNA of Thermothelomyces thermophilus ATCC 42464, 2091 nucleotides long. RefSeq lists its product as uncharacterized. Gene Ontology annotation, cellular component: SUMO-targeted ubiquitin ligase complex. Lineage: Eukaryota; Fungi; Ascomycota; Sordariomycetes; Sordariales; Chaetomiaceae. The record is from RefSeq and is a predicted model, not a curated record. Gene Ontology annotation, molecular function: ubiquitin-protein transferase activity. The transcript is spliced from 2 exons. Bases 156 to 1931 code for a protein of 591 amino acids.
CCCAAGGGCUGUCUGUUGCCUCCUGUUCGUCACUCUCGACCGUCGGGACGGCACCGCAACGUCUUUUUCCCAAAAUAUCCUUUGACGCGGGCUGUGGAAUGCGCCUUCAAAGUGCACAGAAUUGAGCGAACCUCGCAGCACGAAGGAGGGCCCAAAUGGAUCGGCACGACCCCAUCGACCUCGAAGGCUUGCCUUCAGAUGCGUUUGACACCGAAGAUUUCGACGAUGAUCAACCGCAGACCGCGAGCGACCGUUCGAGUUCGCCUGCCGAGUCAUCCCCGGUGGACAGUGACGAUGACGAGGUGGAAUACUCUGACCCGGAGCUGGAUGAGAUCGGAGGAGUAGGAGACGAGGCGGAUCACGACAGCCAGGAAGACGAUGAUUUUGAGGUUCAGGACGAGGACGAGGACGAGGACGACACCGACGACGAACACUCAUCGUUUGAUCUCGAGAACGAUGAUCCGUAUGAUUUAGUACUAGACGGCGAGGCGGUACUAGACGAGCUUUGGGCCGAAAGUGCGCACGAUUGGGGUUUUGGCGGAGACUCGGAGCGAGAGACCUCCAACGAGCGACCUUCUGCAAGCCCUAGCGCAGGCCACCGGUUCGCAGGACUACUUGCAGAAAUUCAUGCUCGCCGAGACGCCGAGGGCGAUUCGCUUUUUGUCGACCGAGGCCCCAAUAUCCUUCCGCCACUGGAGGAGCUCAUUUCGAACGUCAGACGUAACCACGCACGCGCCCUCGGUUUGGCCUCCGAGCUGCACUCUCAUCUCUUUGGUGGUCAGGAAAGGACCUCUCGCGGCUCGUUGGGAGGAGCAACAGCGGGGCCUUCACGGGAGAGCCAUCGCCAGAAUCAUCGCCAAAGUUCUCACCGAACGCCGCAGGGCCCAAGUCGAGAGCGGGCUAGGAUGAACGACAACCGACACAGCGGCUUGCGCGAUGAACUGGUUGAGGUGGAGGUGCAGCCAUCACGAGCGUCUCUACGUCGCAGUCGGAGCCCUCCCCGGCGGCAGCCCGAAGUCAUCGAUUUAACUGGGGAGCCGGAUUCACCUGAACUGCCCAGAGCUGUUGUUCCACCGAGAGGAGCGCGUGCGUCAAACGCGCCCGCCGCUGGAAGGAACCCGCGCCGGCACGCGUCCCUCAACCAGCGCACCCCUUCUCUCGCGCGCACCGACAGCAGCAUUCUCGGAAACCAGACAAAUGUAAUCGACCUCACCUUAGACGACUCCCCCGCCCCACCCCCGCUGCCGCAACAGCUUCCUCGCCGCAAUAAUCCCGACAAUUCUCCUCACCAUCGUCACCACCACAACCAUCAACAUCGGCACCGUCAUUCGGCCCGCGCCCAGGCCAGCGAUCUGGAUAACCCCGGAGGGUUCGGCGCUAGGUUUGCCGGGAUUAUCAGGAACCUCGACAUCAUUCACCGUUUUGGCUUCGGUCGUCAGCCCGAGGUCGAGGUGCAGUUCAUCGGCGGCCGAGGCCUCAACAUGGACAAUCCGCUGGGGGCCAAUAUCCCCAACCUCGACUACCGCGUCAACGGGAGUCAUCCGGGUAGCACUCCCAAACCCGACCAUGUGCCGCCUCCCCCCGCGCGCGAAGGCUUCACUCGUGACACGGGCAACCCCGAUGAUGUGGUUAUUUGCCCCAGUUGCGAGCAAGAACUAAAGUACGACCCGGAUGCCGGGAAUGAGAGUGGCGUGCGGCCCGCCAAGAAACCUCGGACCAGGAAGGAUCAAGAAGAACACCACUUCUGGGCGCUCAAGGAUUGCGGUCAUGUCUACUGCAAGGACUGCUAUGAGAACCGGCGGGUGGGAUCCAAGAACUCAUCGGUACGUUUCCGGCGGGAUCCCGAGAAUACCCGGAAAAACCUCUGCGCCGUUGAGGGCUGCACCUCCGAGGCCAACAACAAGUCGAACUGGGUCGGCCUGUUCGUUUAAACGAGCUUUUCUCUGCUCUCGGCUUAGUUUCCACCGGGAAGCACACGGGCUGUGGGUAGUCUUUUAGCGGGGGCGUUUCUUUCGGUAUCGUCCCGAGAGUCCAGAUAUGGCAGUCGUGGUGAACUCUUUCAACAUCUGGAUUUGGCACUUCUUGCUCGUU